AAGCAUAUCAAUUCUACCAAUGACAGAGGAAUAGGAGAAGCAGGAGCUGACAUGAUGGGAUCGGCAGCCGUGGCCAAUACUAGUAAGACAGGUGGCAACAACCAAAACGAGGAGGGAUCUGUUAUGGAAGAGACUCGUAUGGAUCAAUCAGUUACCACAGCUUCCCCUGUCACAAUUCCUCUGGAAGUCAAUAACCUCGGAGCAGGAAUGACGAGUGCGAGUGAUGAUCGCUCUCGCCGUCUAGACCAGGAACGACGGGGUCAUCGUGGUCAGCAGCAUGACCGUGACUCUGCAUCCUCAUUUUCGUCUUCUUUCGAAUCUGCUGGUGGCGCUCUAACUGGUAGUGAGAGUAUCACUAUACCAGUUAUGACGGCACCCUGGGAUCUAAAGAGGAGUGAGCGUUAUCGCCAUGGUAGAUUGUAUUUAACCCGGUCCAACCGUAGUCUCUAUUCUAUGAAUAGUAAUGAGGAUAUGAGCGUGGCAGGAUAUGGCGGUAAUAUGUCCAAUCUGAGUCGUGGAAGGUCGGCUGCCGAUGUGGGUUCAGUCUACUCGGCGGCUCCAAGUAUGUACAGAGGUCGCCGUAGUCUCAGAGCAUCUUCAUCGGCCUACUCAGCUAGAGGAUUCUCUCCAGCAGCUCCUAGCUCUGCAUCAGUCGCUUCCCUCUUCACUACCGGUAUGGGUCAUGGUCCUACAAGUGUUUACCCCUUGGCUAACGGCUAUUCGAGACAUAGGUUUCCAGUCUCUGCAGCUGCACAAACGCGAGGUCGGCGUAGUGUAGUCGUUGGUACAUCCUAUUAGAAUCGUGGUAUAUCAGUAGUCUACUGAUGGUUGGGUAUAUCCUUUACCCAUUCUACCU
This is a messenger RNA of Perkinsus marinus ATCC 50983, 856 nucleotides long. RefSeq lists its product as hypothetical. The coding region runs from base 52 to 798 and encodes 248 amino acids. The transcript is spliced from 3 exons. Lineage: Eukaryota; Perkinsozoa; Perkinsida; Perkinsidae. The record is from RefSeq and is a predicted model, not a curated record.